Geodia barretti is the source of this 234-nucleotide messenger RNA. NCBI's taxonomy places the organism in Eukaryota, Metazoa, Porifera, Demospongiae, Tetractinellida, Geodiidae. The record is from the annotation of a GenBank genome assembly.
AUGGUGGAGAUGCUGCAGUUGUAUGGAACUCCAGAGGAGAGUCCAGACAGUGUGGCUGAGGUGAGGGUUGGUGCCAACAGGGGAAGAGACUGGGGAGAGUGGGAUCCCAGUCAGGAGAGGGACACAUGUCAGGUUGUAGCCAGUGGUGAGGUGGGCCCAGUGCUGGGCUGGCUCCAGGAGAAUGUGAGAGAGGUUUCCGAUACUGAAAUUACCUCAAAGUUUCCCACAGUAUAG